Molecule: messenger RNA, 1101 nt
Organism: Aspergillus pseudoviridinutans
Lineage: Eukaryota; Fungi; Ascomycota; Eurotiomycetes; Eurotiales; Aspergillaceae
Exons: 2
Coding region: 1-1101 (366 amino acids)
Source: RefSeq, a predicted model, not a curated record
AUGGCCUCCUCAAUUUAUCGCCUCGGAAACCUCAGCCCUCAGGCAGUUGCGGGGAUCCUUUGCUCACUGCCGUUGGCUGCGGGCAUGUUCUACAUCCUGUCUGCGAAGACUGGGAUCUUCGCCUCGCGCCCUCGAGGCUAUCUGAACGAGACAAGCCUUGUGCUGCUUCUCUGCGUCGUCAUUGGAUCUUGGACAGUACCCUGCCACUGCGAGUCCGAUCCAGAAGCAACUGCUUCACUGAUCCCGGAUGGCCAUGUUUGUCGUGACGCCGUACAUAACAGACAAGGCGAAGGGAUGAAUUAUGGUGCAACUACGCAAGAAAGCGAUCCCUCACAGAAUAAUCUUUGGACACGUCAGCCUAGAAAGAGACCACCAAUGGGAGCAGUUUCGAGCAGACGAUUGCAACCACAUUCGGCUCUACAAGGUAUUGAAGAGGAGGUUCAAGCAGAAGAUACGAAUGAUAUUGUUGGGAAUGAUCAUGAACAAAGCCUUGGAGAUGAAAUACCAGCUUUGCGCAUUGCCAAGCUGCGUCACAAGCUUAUCAACCGCAAAGCCCAGCACGUAGACCAAGGUGAAGUGCAACAUAUUCAGUCUGUCGGUCAUUCCUCAGAUAUCAGUUUGCAAGGCAAGAAACCGUUCCGAAGGGGUGAGUGGAAGCCUGACGCACCCGAAUUCAUUCCUAUUGCGCAGCAACGCAUCGUCAUGCAGCAGGUCGACGGAAACAGGAAUCAGCAAACCGAGCCUCAGCAUGUUUUGGGCCUAAAGGAAGUACAACAGCAAGGCGUAGGUGGAGAGCGGGUUUUGCCGAGGACUGUCAACUCAAAGAUGGCGAAGAGUGCUGUUCCAAGCUUCACCAUUACCGAUGAGAACGAGAGUCCCAGGCCUGCCGCAUCCACGAAGCGUCGGAACCAUGCAGCUGAAGGUGGCAAUAGUCAAUCCACGACUGGAUCACAGCAAGCAAGCGACAGGGUCAUUAUCGCGUACCCGAAGAAAGCACGAAAGAGAGGGAAAAGGUCGAGGAAGGAGGCCAUUAGUCGUAGAAAGGGAACGAAAAGUGAGCCUGCAGGCAUCGGCUUGACUACUGAUAUCGAUCACUCCUGA